UUUCGUGGCAGAAAGUCGCCAUGUUGCGGGUGUGUGAGAAACUCCGUCAUGCGGACGAGAAGGGCAGGAGGUACGGACUAGCCCGGGCGGAGACAGGCUACCUCCGUGCCCUGGUGGACGCCAUGGCCGACACGGACAGGAUGGCGGAAGUGGAGCUGCUCAAAACUCUGGGCGACGUGAACGUGGAGAAGGGAAGACUCGGGAAGGACGUGGGGAAGUUCAACACAGCCUUGGCGCUUUACAUUGCUGCUAUGGUGCGGUGUUACCAUGAAGAACAGGCAGAUGGUAUAGAACACCGCUACCACUACACGGAGAGGCUUUUACAAGGGCUGUCGUCACCGGGUAAGGAACAGCCAACUGAAGACAAGGAGGCGACUACACCUGCAAAGGUAGCGGCAAAGUUUCAAGUCCUGGACAAGAGACGGGCUACCGGAGGUAAGACAGACUCUUUGCUGGUUGGAUACGCACAGAUGAUGGUAGAGGCGAUAGUAAACGACAACAGCAUGUUAGAAACAGAAGCGAUCAAGAGUCUGGGUGACGUGUACCUGAAAAGAGGAACAGAAACUGGAGACACUAGAAACUUGACCAGAGCUACUGCUCUGUACAACAGGGCACUGUCGCGGUGUCACAACGUUUAUGGAACAGUUGUCAUUGUUCACCGCUUACUGCACACCGCAAAAAUCAGACAAGACAUCACCACAACAAGACGCAAGAGGGCAACACAUACGCAAAGACAAGACGUGAGAGGACGGAGGGGCCACUUCUCUCCCAUCUCAGCUGCGCCCUCUAGCGACGGAACCACCAGUCAAGUUGAUGACAUAUCCUACCGCAGGUACAUCCAGACGGCAGACCGUGACUUGGGAAAUGGAGACCUGGACGCAGCAGAGCAGAACCUAGCAGCCGCCCUGAAGCUGGUUCACGAUCGCAGUAAACCCAACAAGGCUAAAGAAGCCGACUGUCUGUGCAGGUUGGGUGACAUCUACGUCGAGCGAGGCAAGCGGACAAGAGAAGUUAGGAAAUUCACACAGGCGGCAGCUCUGUAUAACGCCUCCAUUGCCAGAACAGAUGGAGACAAACAAAACAUGGUAACGAAACUACAAGAAACAGAAAGGCAGUUUCUUAUAAACACCUGUAACCUUGACUGUGAACCGUGUCCGUAUAGCAGCGCGUUAGAUCACAAAAAGGAACUGGACAACUCGCGCGCCCGUACUAAAUCUCAGCUCGAAACAGUUCAUCAGGAACACAACCCUUAUCAGUAUGAUGAAGACGAUUCAGUCGUGAAAGAAGUAGAGGUCAAACGAGCUGAAGCAAUCAAGAACUUGUUCAAGAGCAUCACAGCUGGAAGACGAGAGUUUAUCCAAGUACUGACAGAUGAAUGCAUCGCCAAACUCGGACGUCCUCCCUGUAAGUACGCUUUCAUCGGGUUGGGGUCACAAGCAACAGAACUGGUGACGCCGUACUCCGACCUGGAGUUCGCCAUUCUGAUUGAGGAGGGGAAGGAUGAUGAUGAUACACAGAGCUCCUACCGCAGGUACAUCCUGACGGCAGACCGUGACUUGGGAAAUGGAGACCUGGACGCAGCAGAGCAGAACCUAGCAGCCGCCCUGAAGCUGGUUCACGAUCGCAGUAAACCCAACAAGGCUAAAGAAGCCGACUGUCUGUGCAGGUUGGGUGACGUCUACGUCGAGCGAGGUAAGCGGACAGGAGAAGGUAGGAAAUUCACACAGGCGGCAGCUCUGUAUAACGCCUCCAUAGCCAGAACAGAUGGAGACAAACAAAACAUGAUAAAGAAACUGCAAGAAACAGAAAGGCAGUUUCUUAGAAACACCUGUAACCUUGACUGUGAACCGUGUCCGUAUAGCAGCGCGUUAGAUCACAGAAAGGAACUGGACAACUCGCGCGCCUGUGCAAAAUCUCAGCUCGAAACAAUUCAUCAGGAACACAACCCUUAUCAGUAUGAUGAAGACGAUCCCGUCGUGAGAGAGGUGGAGACCAAACGAGCUGAAGCAAUCAAGAACUUGUUCAAGAGCAUCACAGCUGGAAGACGAGAGUUUAUCCAAGUACUGACAGAUGAAUGCAUCGCCAAACUCGGACCUCCUCCCUGUAAGUACGCUUUCACCGGGUUGGGGUCACAGGCCACAGAACUGGUGACGCCGUACUCCGACCUGGAGUUCGCCAUUCUGAUUGAGGAGGGGAAGGAUGAUGAUGAUGAUACACAGAGGUACUUCCUAAAUCUCACACACUACUUACAUCUAAAAGUCAUCAACCUUGGGGAAACCAUCCUCCCAGCCAUGGCCAUCCCGUCACUCAACGACUUUCUCUCAGAAGACUCAGAGAAAGACUGGUUCUUCGACUCCGUCACACCUCGCGGCUUCGCCUUCGACGGCUUCAUGCCGUGGGCUUCUAAGACUCCGUUUGGAAGAGACGAAACCAAAAGCAAACCUCCCGUUAGUCUUAUCCAGACUCCUGCCAAGUUGGCGGAAUAUCAGCAUCUGCACAUCGCCCUGGCGGAAGGCUAUCACCUGUCAGACAUCCUCAGACGGGUGACCUACUUGACAGGGGAUGAGUUUUUGGUGGAUGAGUAUACGGACAAAGUCAACAAAAGCGUCGACCGUUCUCCAGUUCUUACACGGUUGUCAGCAAUUCUAAUGCUAAAGGAUAAUAUUCAGCAAAUAGUGAAUGCUGAACCAACGGACCAACUUCUGGAUGUCAAGAAAGACAUCUACCGUUUUCCCAGCGUGGCCGUUGAUGUGUUGAGUAUUUGCUGCGGUAUCACGAUCCCCAGUGUGUGGGGAAUGAUAGAAGAGUUACACAAGACACAGCGGAUCAGUGACGAAGAUGCCCACCACUUGACUGUACUGAUCAGCAUCUCAGCGGAGCUACGGUUAAGAACGUACAUUGCCAACGGAGGACAGAAGGACAGACUGUCUCCUCUCACGGAGAUGAAAGUCCAACUGGACAAACAUGACAUAGAUGACACUUUCGUUGAAUCAGUUUUCUACAUACCAGACUCAAAAAUGCUUUUUAGGUACUACUAUACUGCCAUUCCAUUAAAACGAUGCAUUGUGGAUGCAGUUAAAGAGGAAAAUCCAACGACAACGAUAUUCCCAACACGAAUCUUUGACAUCUCAUCUCUAGCAAAGGGUAAAAUAACACUGCAGCUGUUGCAGUUUGAUGCAUCCAGUCGUCACCUGGAGGCAGCUCUGAAAGAUUCGGGUGGUGACGAGGAAAAACAGUUCGAAAUACUUAAUGAAUUAGGCAGUGCCUCUUACUGGCGCGGUGGCUAUAAGACUGCAAAGACUUUUAGGUAUCACGAACAGUCACUGAACAUGAAAAAAGCUAUCUAUGGUGAAACAACGCCACAUCCCGACAUUGCUGGAUCACUAAACAACAUUGGAGCAUGUUGGAGUGACCUUGGCGAUAAGAGGAAAGCUAUCAGUUAUUACGAACAGUCACUGAAGAUGAGGAAAGCUAUCUAUGGUGAAACAACGCCACAUCCCGACAUUGCUUCUUCACUAAACAACAUUGGAGCAUGUUGGAAUGACCUUGGCGAUCAGACUAAAGCCAUCAGUUAUCACGAACAGUCACUGAAGAUGAGGAAAGCUAUCUAUGGUGAAACAACGCCACAUCCCGACAUUGCUUCUUCACUGAACAACAUUGGGAACUGUUGGAGUGAUCUUGGCGGUCAGGGGAAAGCUAUCAGUUAUCACGAAAAGUCACUGGAGAUGAUGAAAGCUAUCUAUGGUGAAAACAGAGUACAUCCUGACAUUGCGUAUUCACUUUGUAACAUUGGAAACUGUUGGGGAAAACUUGGAGACUACAGUAAAGCCAUGAGGUAUUACGAGCUGUCAUUGGACAUGAUGAAAGUUAUCUACAGGGACAACCCGGAACAUCCCCACAUAGCAGCGGUACUGGACAACAUUCGAUUAUGUAAAAAGGCCACCAGUGAUUAG
This is a messenger RNA of Branchiostoma belcheri (Belcher's lancelet), 3953 nucleotides long. RefSeq lists its product as uncharacterized. Bases 21 to 3953 code for a protein of 1310 amino acids. NCBI's taxonomy places the organism in Eukaryota, Metazoa, Chordata, Leptocardii, Amphioxiformes, Branchiostomatidae. The record is from RefSeq and is a predicted model, not a curated record. The transcript has 7 exons. Gene Ontology annotation, molecular function: protein binding; [protein-PII] uridylyltransferase activity.